Molecule: messenger RNA, 1872 nt
Organism: Crotalus tigris (Tiger rattlesnake)
Lineage: Eukaryota; Metazoa; Chordata; Lepidosauria; Squamata; Viperidae
Gene: PLPP7
Product: phospholipid phosphatase 7 (inactive)
Exons: 2
Coding region: 263-1078 (271 amino acids)
Cellular component (GO): nuclear envelope
Molecular function (GO): sphingosine-1-phosphate phosphatase activity
Source: RefSeq, a predicted model, not a curated record
CCCUACUCCUCUUAUUCCCCUCCUCCUCUCUUUCCAAGCUUGGUGGGCUUGGAAAGUCAAUGUUUAUGGCCAUCGGCGGGUUCCCCCUCCAGAGGCGUCUAUAUUUAGAGUUUGGGGCAGCUUCCCAGGCUUAUGACUUUUGAGGAGGGGGGCGCCAAGGCUAUCCCGGCCUUAAGCAGGAGAGAAGCAAGGGAGGGAGGGGGGGCUUGCUUUGCCGUCCACCUCCCCUCCACGGCUGAAUUUUCAGAGACAACGUGCCACCAUGCCAGCUGUUUCCAACCGAGCCAGGGCCCGGGAGAGGAACAAUGUCUUGAACCGAACCGAGUUCCUCUCCCUCAACCAGCCCCUGAAAAGCGGCCAGGAGUCUCGGAGUCUCCCCCGCAGGCUGAACAGCCAAGGAGGCCCUGCCCCGGCCCAGAGCGAGGGGUCCAAGGAGCAGCGCCCGUCUCAGCCGCUGCCGGAAGAAGACUGCAUGCAGCUGAACCCCACUUUCAAAGGCAUCGCCUACAAUUCCUUGCUGGCCAUUGACAUCUCCUUCUCCAAAUGGCUGGGGGUCUGUGCCAGCAACGCUGCGGCCUGGGGCAAUGCCCGCUCCAUGGUCAACCUCAUUGGCAUCACUGGCCAUGGCAUCCCCUGGAUCGGGGGCACCCUCAUCUGCUUGGUCAAAAGCAACACUUUGGCUGGCCAGGAAGUUCUCCUGAACCUGCUCUUAGCUCUGCUCCUGGACAUCAUCGUUGUAGCCGGGUUACAGAAAAUGGCCAAGCGGAAAGGUCCUUAUGAUGUCAGUCCGGGCAUUUUGGACUAUCUGACGAUGGAUGUCUAUGCCUUCCCUUCUGGUCACGCCAGCCGAGCUGUGAUGGUGUCCAAGUUCUUCCUCAACCAUCUGGUUCUAGCUGUCCCUCUCCGUAUCCUUCUUGUCCUUUGGGCCUUCUUAGUGGGACUCUCUCGGGUCAUGGUGGGACGCCACCAUGUCACCGAUGUCCUGUCCGGGUUUGCCUUUGGUUACAUCCAAUUCCGAUUGGUGGAGAUUCUCUGGAUGUCUUCCAACACGUGCCAGAUGCUGAUUUCUAUGUGGUGAAGAGGAGUGAUGACCUCAGCUUUCUUUCAUUUUCUAUUUGAAGACACAGACGAGGCCAGAGAUAUCUCCGAAAGGGUUUUACAAAGGAGCCACGAAGCUUGCUCUUUUGAGAGUUCUUCAAACUUCUUCUUAGAAGUUUGUUCUUCUGAGAGGUGGAGCUGAACCUCCUCAUGAAGCUUAAGAGACCGUCCUGUCUCAUGUAGCAACCUCAUCUGGGAAUCACUGAGACCGAUUUUUGAUUGAUUGAUUGAUCUUUGGCUGCUUUUUCCGUGAUUCCAACCAGAAAGCAAAUCCAAGGGUCAAGGACAACAUUGCUUUCUCUUGCUCUCUGGCUGUUGAGAUAUCUCCUAGCUCUCGCUUUUUAAUCUGGGGACAAUCGUAGAAUUUAAUGGCAGCUGAGAAAUACAGGAUGAGCUUCUUUGCCCAAGUUGAGGUGUCCACCAUUUGUGCUGAGACUCUUGUUCUUGGACAUCCCAGCUUCUCUGUCUUCUUUCCCAACUUGGACAUCAUCCAGAUGGGUGAACUUCAGUUCCCAGAAUUCUUUAGUCAGUACGAUCACUUGCUAAGAAUUGUGGGAGGUGAACAGCAUUCUUCAUAGUGUGGACUUCAUCUCCCGGAAUUCUCCACCAGCACCUGGUCAACACUGAGAAUUCUGGGAACUCAAGGGCCCCCUCCAGAAAGGUGGGUUUCAGCUUCCAAGUUGUGAAUUCUAGAAGAUGAAAUUAAUGCAUUUGGACAACCUACUACUAUGGAGAAAAACUUACACCAUGCCUUAUAAAUUAUUGCUAAUGACA